This is a messenger RNA of Pyricularia grisea, 5219 nucleotides long. RefSeq lists its product as uncharacterized. Gene Ontology annotation, biological process: proteolysis. The transcript is spliced from 6 exons. Lineage: Eukaryota; Fungi; Ascomycota; Sordariomycetes; Magnaporthales; Pyriculariaceae. Bases 191 to 2905 code for a protein of 904 amino acids. Gene Ontology annotation, cellular component: membrane; cytosol; cell wall. Gene Ontology annotation, molecular function: tripeptidyl-peptidase activity; serine-type endopeptidase activity. The record is from RefSeq and is a predicted model, not a curated record.
GUAAAUAUCUACGCCGGUUCUUUUUAAUAGUGGGAACGGAUCGAUCGACUUAGGUUAAAAGCAGCACGAACGACGCCAUGUAGACCUCCCCAGGUACUUUGUUCUUUUUUUUUUUUCCCCUUUCUUCACCAUCCUAGGCUCUAGUCAUUCGUUUCACCUCCAAGAGCCCUUCUGCUAACCCCAAGGCACCAUGAGGAUUUCAAGUCUCCUGGGCGCUGCCCUGUUCGGCUCCUUUGCCACAGCCGCAGCCACGUCCACUUCAGUCCAGGGCUCUUUUGUCGUCGAGCUCCAGGACGGUGAGACCCCCGAGGCCUUGUACCAGACUCUCUCCAGCGAGGAUGGCCUCAAGACGCAGGAGCGCAGGAAGUUUUCCUCCAAGCUGUUCAACGGUGCCUCCUUCCAAGUCACUGGCACCAAGGGAGACUCUUCGCAGCUCCUCAACAUUAUCAAGUCCAAGCCUACGGUUAAGGCGGUUUGGCCUGUGCGGGCCGUGACCAUUGACCGAGGCGAGGAUGACAAGAACAACACGGUCACGGGUGACCAGCCCCUGGAUAUCAUCAAACGCCAGACCGCCGACGGAAACAGCAGCGAUGUCGACACUUUCAGGCCGCAUGUCGACACCCAGAUCAGCAUGCUGCAUGCCAAGGGCAUCAAGGGUAACGGCAAGCGUGUGGCCAUCAUCGACUCCGGCGUCGACUGGAAACACCCGGCUCUCGGUGGUUGUUUCGGUCCCGGUUGUCUGGUCGAAGGAGGAUGGGACUUUGUCGGUGACGCCGAUUUCGAGCCUGGAGUUGACGUACCGGUUCAAGAUUCUGACCCUUACGACAACUGUGAGGGCCAUGGCACCCAUGUUACGGGCAUUAUAGCUGCCCAGGCUAACCCGUACGGCUUCACGGGUGCUGCCCCGGGUGCCAAGAUCAGAAUGUAUCGUGCUUGGAACUGUCACCAAAAGUCGGACACCGACAUUUACAUCGCCGCCUUCCUCCGUGCUUUCGACGAGGGUGCAGAUGUUAUUUCGCUUUCUGCCGGACAAGACGGAGGUUGGGAGGAUGAGCCGUGGGCCAUGGUGGCUAGCCGCAUUGCGGAUGCCGGCGUGCCUGUGGUUGUCGCUGUGGGUAACGACGGCGGCGCUGGCAUGUUCUACACUUUGAACCCCGCCGCCGGCCACAGUGUCACGGGUGUUGGUUCGGUUAGGAACACUUUGCUCCCGGAGCUGGUCGCCGCGGGCUCCUACUCGACCGCCGAACAACAGAACGUUACCUUUGCUCUCCACCAGGGAACCCCGACCUUUCCUCACGAGAUGACCCUACCCCUGUGGGCCGUCGGGAACGAUACUACGUCUAUUAAUGAUGCCUGCAGCCCGCUCCCCGAUGACACGCCAGACCUCAGUGAUAAGCUUGUUCUGCUGCGAGUCCCGGAUUCCCGCGCCACUAGAUGCUAUCCCAUUGAUCAGGCUGCGAACAUUCUCGCCAAGGGAGGGCGCUACAUGGCUUACUACGUGCAGAGCAACGACUCUUUCAACGAUCAGUUUGUUUACGCAGACGGCAUCUCGGGCGUAUUGUCAGUUGCGCCCUUUCAGGGAGCUCAGUGGAUCGACCUCCUUAGUCGUGGUGUCGGCAUAAACGUCACAGUCCCAGGGCCUAGUGCACCCAACACCACUCUCAUUGAACUCGAGAACAAAGUCUCGGGUGGCUACAUGAACACCUUCACAACGUGGGGUCCUACCUACGAGCUUAAUUUGAAGCCCUCGAUCGCGGCACCUGGUGGAAGCAUCCUCGGUACCUUCCCCGUGGCCUUGGGAGGAUACCGCGUCAUGAGUGGAACGUCGAUGGCCUGUCCGCUGGCCGCAGCUUCCUUUGCGCUUGUGGGUGAGGUCAGGGGCACCAUGGAUCCCAAAUUGAUCGCCAGCCUGAUUGGUUCAACCUCGAGACCCUUGGUGUGGUUCGACGGUUCCACUAGCUACCCGGAUAAGCUCGCUCCCAUUGCCCAGCAGGGCUCCGGUAUCAUUCAAGUGUUCGACGCGGCGUACUCAAAGACGACUCUGAGCAGGGCAAACUUCGCCUUGAACGACACGGAGCACUUUGAAGGCACCCAAAAGUUCACCAUCGAGAACACGGGAUCCGAAGAGGCAACCUACGCGCUCGGCCACACCAGAGCCCCCACGCAGCACACCUUGACCACUACGAGCGACGGGUAUCUGAUACAGAACACCUUCCCCAACCCCAUGGUGGACACGUGGGCGUCGCUCCAGUUUAGCCAGGACUCUGUCACCGUCCCGGCCGGCGGCUCGGCCGAGGUCGAGAUCACCUUCACCCAGCCUCCUGUCACCAACGGGCUCAACGCCAGCCUGCUCCCCAUCUACGGCGGCUACGUCAACAUCAACAGCACCCGCGGCGAGAACCUCGUGAUCCCCUACCUCGGCGCGGCCGGCAGCAUGCGCUCUAUUCCCCUGCUGCCGAGCGACGCCGUCUACCUCGCCAACGGCUACGCGCCCUCCCCGGCCAACAGGACCUACACGCUCACCAAACCCUCGACGAACUCUACGCAGUCGAUCCCAGGCAAAUCACCCAACGACGAAGUGAACCUGCCCAACGUUUACUACCGCUCGCUGCUCGGCACGUCCAUCAUGUACGCGCAGGUCGUCUCGGCCGACGACGCUAAGAACACUGGCCCUAAGAGCCCAACCGGCAUCGCCACCAUGGGAGACGUCGACGGCUGGCCGCUGCGUCACCUCAGUCGCACCCAGCAGCGGGCCUAUUUUGUCGGCAAGCUGGCAGACGGCACUGUGGUGCCCGCCGGCUCGUACAAGAUAGUCCUCACCGCUCUGAGGGUGUUUGGUGACGAGUCCAAUGUCGACGAUUGGGACGUCCUCGAGACAGUGCCGUUCAACCUCGCAUACCAGUGAUUUUGCUUCUUGUAUUUUAAUGAUAAUGACAAAUCCCGCUGGGAUGUAGGCAAUCCUGGGGUCUAAAAAGGCAAACACUGCACCAGUUGGAUAUCUAGAAACUAGAGCUGGUUUAAUUUGGUUAAUAAAAAAAAAAGACUAGUUACAGAAGGCGUUGAACACAUUGCAAGUUUCCAUGACUUGGUGAAGUGUGUAGAUAAGAGUUUGUUGUCAGUGACAAGUGUAUUUGGGCCAAAUCUAGAGAGCUUUUCUGUCGCCCCUUUUGAUCUCUAAAGAGAAAAAGAUAAAAAAGCCACAACCAAGUACGUCAGCCAGACAAAGCUCAACAAACCAUCUCCUCCCCCCGUCGAAGAGUGCCCAGCUAUGUUUUUUGCCUCUGCCAUCCUUCAGCCUCGUAGUACAUCUUGCCAAAUCGAAAAGCCAACCGGGACGCCCAGAACGCCGACCAGAAUGCAUUUAAAAAAAAAGUUUCCACCCGGAAAAAUCCCCAUCGGCUCAUCAUCAACUUGACAGAGACAGCAGACAUGCGUAGCUACUAAAUUCCCAUUAUUGAUCCCUUUUGUUAUAAUCAGGGGGUGAACCGGCCUUGAUUUAUCAGCCAUCACCUGGGAACCAAUCUUUUGUUGUUGUUUUUUUUUUUCCCAGCUAGGUUGACGGAUGUGUGGUUCCUUGGCUUGGAAGAAAGCGAGUAACGGGUGUAAUUUCAAGAACAAUAUUUUGGUUUUUGUUUUGUCUCUUUUUCUUUUCCAUUACAACAACAGAACUAUCGCGUCUUCUAUCUCGCGACAGCUGCGCUGAGGACCUGGGUUCUGAAGAAACCGCCCUUUGUUCUCUCAAUGACCUGCUGGUAUACGCUGCUGUUGGGGUGGUUCAUGACGACGGUUCCCUCCUGGAAGUCAAUCUUGGCGUCGAGGCGCGUGUCGCGGAUGAGGUUAACGAUCCACUUCUCGCCCUCGUCCACGUUGAGACCGAGCUGCUCGCUGAGCCUCUUGAGGUCGAUACGUGCGUGGAUCUUGCAGUACGACUCAAAGAAGAGGUGGCGUGCUGCAUCGACGAACGAGUCGCCGAUCGACAUGAGGAAGAAGUCGGUCCUCAAGACCUCCUCGGCGCGCGGGAGCUGCCUCUGCGCCUCCUCGAAGUCAAAGUCGAUGUAGAGAGCGCGAACAAAGUCCGUAACGGGGUCGGAGUACUCGUAGCCCUCCUGCUUCACGAUGCGGACAACGUCCUUGAGCUGCUUCUGGUAAGCACCAGUGUUGCGUGCGCGGCCGCGACCGGCGAUGACAACGACGGCCAGGUAACGCAGAAUCCACGGGCACGAGGUCUGGAUGGUGUUGAUGUAGUUGGGCGAGAAGAACAUCUCGAGCAAGGCCUCACGCGAGUUCUCGUCGUUGAACAGAGGGAACAGGGCCCAGUGGGUCAGCCACGUCCUGUGCUGCAGCUGCGCCAACGGGUUGUUGAAAAGCCUCGAGUCGAUAUCCUCGCGGACCUUUUUGAGCUCCUCCAUGGCACCCUCCCAGUUUCCAGACAGAAUCUCAGAUGCGAGCUUGCCCCACGUUGCCGCCGAGACCUUGUCGUUGUCCGUAGAGAGGACACGGAACUGGUACAGAAGCUCUGCCGCCGCCGGGUAGUUGCCGCAGCUGUACUGGAAGUUACCAAAGUCGUACAGUGCUGUGACCAUUUCGAUGGUGACAUCGUGCUCCUUCUUCAAAAACUCCAAGUUGGCCACCUUGUCGCUACGCAGGUUGGAGAUGACCUCCUCGCGGUCCAGCAGAUCCCUCAGCUUGCUGACCGAGUCCUCAAAGUCCUGCAGCUGCUUGAUGACCUUUUGCCUCUUCUCAGCGUACUCUGCGGGCGGCUCGUCGGUGCCCUCAAGCUCGCAGUGGAGGUUGGCGACGUAGUCGGUCAUGUUUGUCUUCUUGAGGAGCUCAAACUUGGCCUUGGUCAUCUCGCGCGCCUUCUCGACGUUCCUGGGCUCGUUGGUCUCCUCAUCGUAGUACUGGGCGCUGGCGGCGUCGAGGAGCGGGAAGAUCAGGUGGCGGUCGAGGUUCUUGACCAGCUUCGGGAGGAGGUCGAACUGGGCGAGCGAGUUGUCCUCGCUUUCAGCGGACGGCGCCAUGAUGGAUAAUGGUUGUGUGGGCUGGUUGGUGGGAUUGGUGAAAUCGACUAUAAUUUCCCGUCGAGUUGGCUUUCUUUUUUGUUGCUACAGUAGUUCAAGGUGCAGAUUUUUGCACUCUUGCUUUCUCGGGUUUCGCUUUCGUUGCCCUUCAAUUUGACAGCAAAGCCAAAAUCGUCGUCGUCGCCAGCCCGAUUCCGA